ACGAAAUGAUGCUAAUGUGUUUGUCUGCUUUAUAACGUAUUCAAAUUCCUUUGGUGCUUCACAAGAACAUGAUUUUAUGUCACCGUGCUCUCAGGUAAUGAUUCACAAACACACACACACACGCAUGCACGCACACACAGACAAAUGCAUACACGACGCAAGUUCCUCUUUGUGUGUCUGGGGGUUUCGGGUUUUUUCAUCCUUCUGCUUCUGGUGGCCAUAUAAACAGCGGCAGCACCCUGAGUUCAUGCAGGCAAACUGAACACACAGUCAGCACGGUCAUCUCAUCUCUCCGGUCUGCUCAUUAGGUCAACUUUCAGUUGUGACAUUCUCGCGUCAAGACCAGUUGUCAAGAUGCACUCAUUGAUCCUUACGGUCCUGUGUGCUGCACUGUGCUGCGCCACCUCUGGCACCAACCAAAACAACAUAGAGACUCUAAUGGAUAAUGUUCUGGUCCUGAGGGUGCCUUACGGUGUGGGCACCAAGGUGCAUGUUCCUCUGACCUGUGGAGAAGCUUAUCAAAACCAGCCUGUGUUUUGGAAGAAAAACGGUAUGGAUCUUAAGCCAGCUCUGCAGGGGAACCAGGUCAAGGUCCUGGUGGAGGAGAUGGAUGGAGGAAACUACACCUGUCAUCUCGGCCCAGACGGAGAAUACCUCAACCACACCGUGAUCCUGAUCCAGCUAGACCCAGACAACAGGACUGUCAUACUGGAGGAAAAAUCCCCUGAAGAAGGUCACAUCUACUGUUCAGCAUCUAACUACAAAGGCUCCUUCCACUGCACCUGGACAAGAACCAGGUCCAGACCCAACGCUGCUGUGCUCCUGGUGAAGGCAGAACGUCAUAUGGAGAAGAUUCCCUGUGAGCUGGAUGCUGAUGGAUCAGGGAUUCACUGCCAGGAUGCCAACUGCCCUUCCAAAGAGGAACAGCACCGCAUCUCCCUCACCAUUUACAUCCAUAGCUACUCUCGCCUCGAGGCCUACACGAAGGCUUUCUACCUGAGAGAGAUUGUGAGGCCGGCAGAACUCACUAACCUGCACAGCACUGAUGGGAAGCUGUUCAGCUGGAGCUACCCUGACUCCUGGGAGAAGCCCUGCACCUUCUACAGCCUGCAGUUCCAGGUCAAGGUGGUCCACAACGGACAGUCCUGUCGCAGUGAAGAGCACAUAAUGGACACCCAAACUGAGGAGGCUAAGUUUGAGGUCAAUGUCAAAACCAGGAGGUAUGUCUUCUGCGUGCGAGCUCAGGACAAAUACACCAGUGGGCCGUUUAGCCCCUGGAGCUACUGCACAGUGAACAAACAUAUCGUGACCUGCUAACUUCUUUCGCUGGACGGCAGCCAGAAUGGAACGAAGAACACAUGUAUGGGAAGGAAACAUUUUUGUUACUUCUGUAUUUUACUCAUUAAAAAAAAAAAAAAAAAAAAAA
Chelmon rostratus (copperband butterflyfish) is the source of this 1426-nucleotide messenger RNA. Its product is annotated as interleukin-12 subunit beta-like. The coding region runs from base 355 to 1317 and encodes 320 amino acids. The transcript has 9 exons. The record is from RefSeq and is a predicted model, not a curated record. Lineage: Eukaryota; Metazoa; Chordata; Actinopteri; Chaetodontiformes; Chaetodontidae. Gene Ontology annotation, molecular function: protein binding.